AUGAAGAAAAUAUACAUACGCAAUCUAGCACUGUCAUCGAAUUGGAAGUCUAAACGGCAAAGAAAAGGGGAACAUCCCAAUGUGGAAAAGGCACUUGCUGUUUGGUUUGAUGAGAUGCGUGGCCAAAAUGCUAUUGUAACCAGUUCAAUGCUUGUGAACAAAGCGAAAGAACUUGGUAUUCAAAUGAAUGAAGAAUUUGAACCAGAUUAUAGUUGGUUAUUUCGGUGGCGCAGGCGCUUUAAUAUAAAUUUUAACUUGGUUCAAAGAGAAACGAGUAAGAAUGAUAAUUUAGAAGUCGAUGACUUCAGCUCUAUGGUUUUACCCAACUUACUUAAUGAAUAUUCACCUGAUUGUGUUUUUAAUGCCAAAGAAAGUGGUCUUUACUAUAAAGCAUUGCCCAAUACGCGAUAUUUUAAAAAAGGAGACCAGCCAAACGCUUGCAAAUCACAAAAGUCUCGGCUAACAUUGCUAUUUGUUUGUAAUUCUACCGGCUCCUAUAAACAAGUUUUUUGUAUAGGAAAACCGAAAAAAUCGAUAUCUUUCAAAUACAAAAACCUGCCGAUAACCUAUUAUUCGAAUAAAUAUGCUUGGAUGACAAAUGUCAUCUGGAAUGAGAUACUGUCCAUUAUAGACAAAGAAAUGCAAGAAAAUAACAUGAAAAUUUUAUUGUUUAUUGAUAACGCAGCUUGUCACAAAGUAACUAUACCGUUGGAAAACAUAAAAAUCCAUUUUCUUCCUCGAAAUAACACUGCCCUUAAACAGCCAUUAGAUCAAGGCAUUAUACAUUGUUUUAAAUAUCAGUACAGAAAAAUUAUUGUUACAAAACAACUAUGUGCUUUGAAAAAGGGUUUAACCACUAAUCUAUAUAUAUAA
This is a messenger RNA of Lucilia sericata (common green bottle fly), 873 nucleotides long. Its product is annotated as tigger transposable element-derived protein 6-like. Lineage: Eukaryota; Metazoa; Arthropoda; Insecta; Diptera; Calliphoridae. Gene Ontology annotation, cellular component: nucleus. The transcript has a single exon. The record is from RefSeq and is a predicted model, not a curated record. Bases 1 to 873 code for a protein of 290 amino acids. Gene Ontology annotation, molecular function: DNA binding.